AUGGCAGCAGCUGCAUGUGACCAAACCUGUGGGUACCCUGACAAUGGACUUCCAGGCCACAAUGGGCAGCAGGUGCUCCUUGGGUGGUCUGUGGAUGUGUACACCAMAAGAGUUCCACCUGGUACAGAAUCUGAAAUAACUGUCACAGCAACAACCGAUCUGAGAUUUGCUGUAAAGCACCAAACGACCCCAAAUGUGCCUGCGUUUUGGACAAUGUUAGCUAGAGCUAUAAAUGGAACAACAGAGGUCAUGGAUGAUAGAGAUCAAUUAUUUCAACCAAUUCCAGGUUUGGAUGUGAACACUACAGAGGAAGACACACAAUCACUGCUAGAUGAUCUCAAGCUCAAAAUAAUGCUGGGCAUCUCAUUGAUGACCCUUGUCCUUUUUGUCACUCUGUUGGCAUUCUGUAGUGCCACACUGUACAAACUGAAGCAGCUAAGCUACAAUAGUCAGUACAAUCAAUACUCCACCAACCAACAGAUGACAAACACAUCUUACUCACCACGAUCAGACGAUAUAUCAGAUACAUCUUAUUCUGGGGGCAGCAGCACAUAUUGGCCUACCACAUCCUCAGAUGCGAGAAGAUCAGGCUCAAGAAUGUCAAAAUAUAGAAACAUGACAGAUUGGACUUCCACAGGCUCAGAUGAGACAUUCUUAAAUGAGUCAGAUAUUCCCAUGAGCGAGGAACCUAGUGAUGACUAG
This is a messenger RNA of Urocitellus parryii (Arctic ground squirrel), 702 nucleotides long. Its product is annotated as equatorin-like. Gene Ontology annotation, biological process: acrosomal vesicle exocytosis; fusion of sperm to egg plasma membrane involved in single fertilization; endocytosis. Gene Ontology annotation, cellular component: inner acrosomal membrane; plasma membrane; outer acrosomal membrane. NCBI's taxonomy places the organism in Eukaryota, Metazoa, Chordata, Mammalia, Rodentia, Sciuridae. The record is from RefSeq and is a predicted model, not a curated record.